GGCUCUGUACACCUACGAGGAUGAGUCUGACGACCUGAAGCUGGCUGCAUCGGGAGGAGGCGGCUUGCAGGAGCUCGCUGGCCACUUCGAGAACCAGAAGGUGAUGUACGGCUUCUGCAGUGUCAAAGAGCCCCAGGCAGCGCUGCCCAAAUACGUCCUGGUCAAUUGGGUUGGGGAGGAUGUGGCCGAUGCCCGCAAGUGCGCCUGUGCCAGCCACGUGGCCAAGAUCGCCGAGUUCUUCCAGGGUGUGGAUGUGAUUGUCAAUGCCAGCAGCGUGGAGGACGUGGACCCGGGGGCUAUCGGGCAGCGCCUCUCCAACGGCCUGGCUCGCAUCUCCAGCCCCGUGCUGCACCGCCUGCGGCUGCGAGAGGAUGAGAACACCGAGCCCGUGGGCACGACCUAUCAGAAGACCGAUGCGGCUGUGGAGAUGAAACGGCUCAACCGGGAGCAGUUCUGGGAACAGGCCAAGAAGGAGGAGGAGCUGCGGAAGGAGGAGGAGCGGCAGAAGGUGCUGGAGGAGCGGCUGCGCUUUGAGCAGGAACGCAUGGAGCAGGAGCGCAUGGAGCAGGAGGAGCGGGAGAGGCGCUAUCGGGAGCGCGAGGAGCAGAUUGAGGAGCACAGGCGGAAGCAGCAGACUCUGGAGGCGGAAGAGGCCAGGCAGCGUCUGCAGGAACAGUCCAUCUUCGGCGAGCAGCAGCACGAGGAGGAGAAUGGGCAGGAGCUCAAGAAGUCGGAGUCAGAAGUGGAGGCAGCCAGUCGGAUGCUCACAGAAAGGCCUCGGCCGUGGGCUGCAGCCCCUGUGACUCCAGCCCGGCCUCCACACCCGUCGGGGAGCAGAUCGAGAGGGCGCUGGACGAAGUGACGCAGCAGGCCCCGUGGAAAGACUCGCCCGGACCCAGCAGCGAGGCGCCGGCACCGCUGACGGCAGACGAGCUGCCUGGGGGCCCUGAGUGGACAGCAGCGCAGGGGGGCGGGCUGGGCCCCACCGAGGACCUUGUGUUCCUGGAGCCCAGAGAGCCACUGCUGUUCCCCGUGGCCGUGCUGCCCGCAGAGGGCGAGUCCUCGGGCCCCGCGCAGCCCCCCGGCCCCAGCCCCGAGAGCCUUAUCGACCUGUGGCAGAACGACAGCACCACCCCGCCCGCUGCCUGGGAGCUGGCCACACCUGCGCCGUCGGGGCCCCCUGCGCCCCUCCUGGUGGAGGUGGAUGUGCCCCCAGCCACUCCCGCAGCCCCCGCCCCCCCUGACGACAACCUGCUGAACUUCGACGAGCUGCCCGAGCCACCGGCCACCUUCUGCGACGCGGAGCAGGAUGAGGAGCCGGCCAGCCUCAUUGCCAUGGAGGGGCCGCACCAGAUGACGCUCAGCUACCAGCAUGCCCUGCAGGAGGCCGCCGGCGGGCAGCAGGUCCCCGAUCCCCAGCUGCUGACCAACGGAGAGAUGGCCCAGAAGGAAGGAGUGCAGGCCAGCGAGGGCUACUUCAGCCAGUCGCAGGACGAAGAGUUCGGCCCGGUGGAGACGUCUGCCAAAACUCCUCCUGCUGUGUUCUACGCCAAGCCCCCCGAGAUCGACAUCACCUGCUGGGACGCCGACCCGGUGCCUGAGGACGAGGAGAGCUUUGGGGGCAGCGUCUAAGGCUGGGCCCUGUGCGCGUCAGACCCCCCGGGACCGCCACCGUGAGAUCCCAGCAGUGCAAGACGGCCACAGUGAGGGGCCCAGCCCCAUCCCUCUCCGUCUGCGUGUGCCCCUGGGCCUGGCUGGACGGGCCAGCCCCGAGGCACCCCUGCCCCCGCAGGGCAACUUUUACAGCUUUCCUCUCUCUUUCUCUCUCUCUCUUUUUUAAAAGUUGUCUCACUAGGAGCCAUGUGGGUCCGCCCGCCCCCUUUCCCUUAUAGUUCCCUGCUCCCCCACCCUGCCGCUCCUGCCUCUUUGCGUUGAGCUUGUAUAUUUCUGCGUGCCCCUCAGCUCCCCCGACCCUGGUGCCCUGAGGGAGGCUGGGCAGCUGGUGCUCUGUGCAUGGGGCAGGGGCCUCGUUCGCCUCUCCCCCGCUGGCUCUGCCCAGAGCCCUGAGAACUUUGCACGAAUCAAAAAUAAAUAUGGCAAUAAAAUGACCCUGUGUGGGUGCGGCUCUGGCUGGCUGCAGCCCCCCUCACUUCAGCUGCGCCCCAAGGUGCUUGUGCAGCUGAGCCCUGCCCCCCGAGGGGAAGGUGUUAUGCACCCCUAGGGUGGGGGCUAGGAGAGAGCUAGUGCCCGGCUGUCUCAGCUGCAAGGACCCUGCCAGUCUCAGUAGGAGACUAUGUGGCAACCCCCCAGACUGUCAGCCCCCUGUGCCCCCCCCCCCUCUGCUUUGUCCCCCCUUGCUUGGUCCCCUUCUCAAGUACAGUAACUGGUUUUUUUGAAAGCACAAAUUGUGUAUUGGCAACGUGCUAAUGUAUGUUAAUAAAUAAAUCGCCUCCACCCUG
This is a messenger RNA of Trachemys scripta elegans, 2459 nucleotides long. It is a transcript of the gene DBN1, whose product is annotated as drebrin 1. The record is from RefSeq and is a predicted model, not a curated record. Gene Ontology annotation, molecular function: actin filament binding. Gene Ontology annotation, cellular component: site of polarized growth; postsynaptic membrane; actin filament. Lineage: Eukaryota; Metazoa; Chordata; Testudines; Emydidae. Gene Ontology annotation, biological process: regulation of actin filament polymerization; positive regulation of axon extension; positive regulation of dendritic spine morphogenesis.